Molecule: messenger RNA, 3849 nt
Organism: Ectocarpus siliculosus
Lineage: Eukaryota; Phaeophyceae; Ectocarpales; Ectocarpaceae
Source: the annotation of a GenBank genome assembly
AUGGCUGCGACGGAUCGUGAGGUGCUGGUAGCCAUCUUUCUUUUGACCGACGGGACUGGUUGGGAGAGAAACGACAACUGGAACACGACGGCAGAGCUUUCCACAUGGUACGGGAUCAAGGUCGACGGCCAGGGUCGUGUCGUGGAGCUAAGCCUUCCUAAGAACAAUCUUCGAGGUUCCAUCCCCAAGGAGCUAGGCACCCUCACCAACCUCAAGAGCCUUUGCCUCGACUCCAACCGCCUAACGGGUUCCACCCCCAAGGAGCUGGCCGCCCUUACCAACCUCAAGAGCCUUUCGCUCCACACCAUCCACCUAACGGGUUCCAUCCCAAAGGAGCUGGCCGCCCUUACCAACCUCAAGGAGCUUGACCUCGGAUUCAACCAGCUAACGGGUUCCAUCCCCAAGGAGCUGGGCGCCCUCACCAACCUCAAGAGUCUUUUCCUCGGAGACAACCAGCUAACGGGUACCAUCCCCACGGAGCUGGGCGCCCUCACCAACCUUAAGUUCCUUAACCUGAUGAAGAACCAGCUAACAGGUUCCAUCCCCAAGGAGCUGGCCGCCCUCACCAACCUUGCGUGGCUUGGUCUCUCCAAUAACCAGCUGACAGCUUUCUGGGACCACUGCACAGACGUUUUACCAGACGAAGACUUGCUGCAAGGUAACUUGGCCGGCAAUGCUCUGCCGAAGCAGCUGGAAGCACUGCUGGCGACGCUUUCACGGCUGGGAUUUCUGGUCCACGAAAACCCGUGGCAAGAACCACCAGAAGCGGUUGUGAGCAAGGGGAUUUCAGCAGUGCAAGAGUACUUCACGGAUCUGUUUGCAGAAGGCAUCGCUCCUGUCGGGCGAAAAAUGAUCAAGGUCGUUCUUGUCGGACAAGAGGGUGCCGGGAAAACUAGCUUGCGACAGAGCUUGAGGACUGGGCGACCUACACCUACCAGUGGAUCCGAGGAAAGUACGGUCCAGAUCGAUGUCGAGCAGAUGGACGUCAAUGGCGUCACCCUCCGGGUGUACGAUUGCGCAGGGCAGGUCGCCUAUACAGGGCUGCUGCAGAUGUUCCUCUCGCCUCGAGCCGUGAGUCUCCUCGUGUGCGACCUCGGUGCGUUCGGGCAGCGGGACGGUACUUUGAUCCACAGCGACCAGCUGAAGAAAGACCUGAGCAAGCUCCAAGAACUGCGUGUGUGCGAUUGGUUGCGCUCGUUAUCGUUUCGCAUUCCCGAUAGCGACGUCGUCGUGGUCGCAACCAAAUGCGAUCUCGCAGCCGGAAUGGGCACUGAUGCGGCGGGGAGGAUUGAAGGCGCUAUUGGGGAGUGGCUAGAGAGUUGGUCUGGUGCUGGAAUGAACGCUGUCCAUGUGGAGGAUGGGGUGAGCCUUACGAGCUGCUUCCCGCCAACCCCUAACGAGGAUGGAGGCGCUGCGUUGGGGAAGAGGAAGAGUCCGGAUGAGGACUCAACGUGGGCCUGCGACUGGCGCGAGGGAGUGAGCGUCGAAUCUCAGCCGAGUUUGCUUCACCGGGUCAUGUACAACAGCAAGGGUAACGUUCGAGGUGCAUCCCUCGUGCUCCCUCGCAGCUGGAAUAUCGCUCUUGAGGUGCUUGAUGCUCUCGGGAGCGGCAGGAACCCCGUAGAAUCGGCCCAACAGAAUGUGCUCGCAUCGGGUGGACCGAAAGGCGCCACAGAGGUCGUCCCCGCAGUCUACCAGCGCAACCAGGGCGUAGGAGGUCUAACCCGGGCAGACCUUUCGACGAAAUGGAAUGAAGUAGUUGCAGCUCUUGAAGGAGACGGAGUAUCAGUCGUCAAACCUGACCACGCUUUGGAAGGCGCACUCCUUAUCAGAGAGCACGAGGGUUCCCUGGUCCGGCACGAGACUUACGUCUUUCUUGACGUAACGUGGCUGGCCCAAAUCCUGAAGCCGCUCCUGAACCACAGGGACGAUGAGGAUCCACUUCGUGGCGACGUGUCCCUGGGCGACACAGGCAUCACGCUGAAGGAGGACAAGCACAUCGCGUCUUGGAAUAGACUGAAAGGACACGGUGUCCUCGAACCGUCGCUUGCCAGAGUGCUGUGGCCUGAUGGUCUUAGCAACUACGUCCUCCCCGCGCUUGAUUCGCUGGGACUCACGUACCCACUAGACGAUGAUCCCGCCGAGGGGUUGGUCGUUCUUCUCAGACUCGAUGAAAAACGCCCUGAAGAUGUAGGCAAGGAGCUGGACGACUUCCGCCGCGACCAUACAGCCGUGCUGAGCGUGAAGUGGAAAGUUUUCCUUGGCGUGCCCCCUGGGGCCAUCGAAAAGAUGCUCACGCGAUGCUGCAGGCUAGGCACGCUCCGAACAUUUUGGCGCUUUGGCGUGCUGGUGCAAGGCAGUCUAGGUGGGGGCAUCGCCGCCAGGACCUUUGCCUUAGUGGUAGAAUACUCGCACGACAAGUGUGAGGUCGACAUGAAGGUGUACGGCAGCAUCAGUACCGCCGCUCCCUGGGCAGCGCUAUCGUUUGGCAUCUCGGUGUUUCAGGCGAUGUGCUCGGAGUUUCCGGGGCUGCGAUGGCGCGCCGCCCUCAAAUGCCCUCAGCAUGAGCAAGACAUGCAGAUCAGCAAGGCGGCGACUCGACCUGGCGACAAGAGCUUGUUUGGAGCGACUUGCAGCCUUUGCGACUCAAAGACCGGAGGACUGGGGGCGGCGGCGAUGUCCCUCUUGGAGAUCGUCGACGUACAUGAAUGCGUAGACAAGAUUUUCCAGGAGGUGGCCGGGAGAUUAGUUCAAGCGCAGGACCGAUAUCCUGUCCUUCGUCCAGAGGCAGCGCGAGGCCUCCAUCCUGAACAAGCCCAGCGACGAUUCGACGCAUGGUGGGACGGCGUGAAAGAAGAAAUGGGCGACAUGCUUCGCGGCGCCAGAGGGCCGAUCGGCGGGGAGGCUGCUGGGAGCACCGCUAGCGUUGCUUCAGCCGAGGUUGCGAGGCUUGAACGGUUAGUUAACGACCUCCAGCAGCAAGUGGGACAACAGCACCAGGAUGUACGAGAGCGGAUUGGAGCCGUGGACACGCGCUUGGUGGACAUGAUCGAUGCAGACGAUGGGGUGAUGGGUAGGCUCGACUUCCUCGUUGUGAUGAUGAUGGCGAUGAGACGCGAAGGGUUCGAUACACCUCGCAGGGCAUGCGUCCUUCCCCCGUGGGACUUCGCGCAAGGUCACGGCCUGUCCGACGAGGAGCAAGCACCUGAUUGUUGGGUCAAACGACUGGGCCAAUGGCGAGAGGACGACUUCAAGCAGGGAAAGGGGGUCUUCAAGACGAAAAUGCGACUGUUUCUGGUAUGUGCCGCAACACAUCGGCUUGUGCCGUGUGGGCCCAACGGCCAGGGCUACGAUAUCCAGCACCCCCGUACUUGGUUCCGCAUGUCGGUGAGCGUGGCGACGUUUGUACUGCAGGUGGUAUGCGCCACGUUGGCCGCGAUAGCUGCGGCACCUCUGUCGGGGGCCGGUGCUCUUGCCGAAGAAACGUUUUCGGCGGCAUUGGGGAGCAUGGAGAGCAUGCUGGAGGCUCAGCUGGCAGGGCUAACUCUCGACGAUGGUGGCGUAGAUGCAGCCGCGAAAACCCAGGCAGCUCAGCUGAACGCAGCAGCGUAUACCUCUCUGCGGGAGUUCAUCCACGGGGUGGAAGACACUGCUCGCCUUGAGAUUGCCAAGGCGACGAAGAAGGCUAACAGAGAGCGCCGCGCCCCUCCUAGCUCACCGGAGUUUGUGUUUUUCGAGCAGAAAAUGGUCCAGGUGCAGAGGCGUGACGGCGACGCGGCAGUACAGUGGGUGUUGAAGGAGCAUGAGUCUGCGUGGUACGAUCAGACGAGACCAGCCCUAGUGUCGUAG